Messenger RNA from Orbicella faveolata, 847 nucleotides. RefSeq names its product coiled-coil domain-containing protein 12-like. Gene Ontology annotation, cellular component: U2-type spliceosomal complex; post-mRNA release spliceosomal complex. The record is from RefSeq and is a predicted model, not a curated record. NCBI's taxonomy places the organism in Eukaryota, Metazoa, Cnidaria, Anthozoa, Scleractinia, Merulinidae.
UUUGGGGCAGUAAGAUUCAAUAUGGCGGCCGUAGAGGGCAGUUUGGAAGAAGAAGCUCUGAAACGUAGAGAGCGCUUAAAAGCAAUGCGAAAGAAAAGUGGGUUGGCAGAUGAACAGGCCUCUGAUGAGAGUGAUUCCUUAAGAGGGGAAAAGCGAGCUUUAGAUGACACGUCUCAACCUGCACCUCCACCCAGGCUGAUAAAAUUUAGAAACUACCAACCCAAAGAUGAAGCGUUAAAGGACAAGAAGAUGCCAAAUGCAAAACCUCUAUCAGUUGAAGAUGAAGUACAAGAGCACCUACAAAAAGCCAAAGCUGAGAAAGUUAUAGAUGAAGUGGAUCUGGCUAACUUAGCACCAAGAAAGCCUGACUGGGACUUGAAGCGUGACGUUGCAAAGAAACUUGAAAAGUUAGAAAAGAGAACACAAAGGGCAAUAGUUGAACUUAUAAGAGAACAGUUACAACAGGGAGAAGAUUUAGCUGCAGCAGUCAAUGCGGCAGCCUCGGAACAGAACUAUGAAGCGGAGUGAAGAUUGUGUUUGAUGAAAACAGCUGUCAAAAACGACAGUUCUACGUCACUCAGAAAAACAUCUGUGAGGAGACUGGGUACAGUCUCCUGUCAAGCUGUCAUUUCAGUGACAUGUGAAUGACAUUUUGUGCCACGCCUAUUUGGUAUCCAAGUUGGCUGUCAGAUUCUCGAGACAAGAAGACGGAGAUGCAGAAACUAAUCUAAGAUACUCACUUACUCACUGUACAAAUGCCAUGUAUAUAGACAUUAAAACUUCAAUACCAAAACCUACUAUAUUAUGUUGAGUGCCUAGGAAAUAAAUUUGUGCUUUUUCUGUAUUC